GGUGGUGAGGCAGUACCAGGGCAAGCCACAGUUCUGCUGUGAGCUCACAAACAUUCCUUGAGUUCUUAAUAUAGCUCUAAGAGUUCCUUCUUCAGGAAUUGUGCAAGGGAAAAACAGAGGUGUGCAAUUAAAUGUGCUGGGCACAGCACAGUCCCUCCCUGUGUCUCAUUGCCAGUCUGGGGUUGCUGAAGCUGCUUGGGAGAGAUCCAAGGGGAAUUUCCACACUGGGAAACAGCAGUGUGUAUCUGUAACACGUGUUCUGCUGCAUUUCUGAAGAAUGUGGUGUUUGUUCCCUGUGUCUUUAAAGUGUGUCUUUGCAGCUUGGCCCAGGGGCCCCGGCCACCUUUGCUGGGUGCUGCCACACCAUGAACAGGUGGAAUUGGUCUGUCCCUCAGCUGUGCCUUUAAGCAGCUCUGGAGCUCUGCCUGGCAUCCUGGAAGAAUCACAAGUCCACCCAUUUGGAAAGGAAGCAGUUAAAGUAGAAAAGUUUGCCAGGAAAUUGAAUAAACUAAAAGCAGUGCUUAGGUCUCCUGAUGAGGAGUUCAGUGGAGCCCACAGCUAGAGCCAGUGAACAGAGCUGCAGUGUCUGCAGGCUGCUGCUUCCCUCCCACUCCAUUGACAGCACUGCUAAAAAAAAAAGGGAUUGGGCUUGGGACCACAAGCUGGGAGCCAGUGGAGCUCGGUCUGCCAGCAGCACUGCUGGUCCCACUUUUCUAUGUGCCUUUCUGAAUCUCUCUGUCCUCAAGAUGUCUCACCACAUGAACAGCUCCAUGUUGCCAACCUCGCAUCCUCCUGAGCAUCAGCACCCCUCCACCACAGCCUCGGGACACAGCCAUGACAUGAUGAUGAUGGCCAUGACUUUCCACUUCAGCUGUAAGAAUGUGCCAUUGCUGUUCUCUGGACUUACAAUCAAUUCUCCUGGAGAAAUGGCUGGUGCUUUUGUGGCUGUCUUCUUCCUGGCCAUGUUUUAUGAAGGCCUUAAGAUUGCCCGGGAGUGUCUGCUCCGUAAAUCCCAAGUCAGCAUCCGCUAUAACUCCAUGCCAGUGCCCGGCCCCAAUGGCACCAUCCUGAUGGAGACACACAAAACCGUGGGCCAGCAGAUGCUGAGCUUGCCCCACCUGCUGCAGACUGUGCUGCACAUCAUCCAGGUGGUGGUCAGCUACUUCCUCAUGCUGAUCUUCAUGACCUACAACGGGUACCUGUGCAUCGCCGUGGCUGCGGGAGCGGGCACCGGGUACUUCUUCUUCAGCUGGAAAAAGGCAGUGGUGGUGGACAUCACAGAGCACUGCCAUUAGCACUGGAUGUGCCACAGGCCUCUCCACCCCCCUGCUCCCUGCCAGCACAGCCACCUGAGGACUGGAGCAUUCCUAAGCUGCCAAGAGAAUCAUGAUAAAGAAAAUCAACUGAAGUUCACUACAGGUUCCUGGAGGGGUGAGGGGUGUGAGGAGCUGGGACACGCUGCUCCCCUUGACUCCUGAGAGUCCAUGGCAGCCAUUCUUGGCCAGGAUUUGCUUUAUUCUUAGAUUAUGCUGUGAUUGAGAUUAGUUGGCUGACAGAACUGUAGAAAUUAUUUUAAAAAGAAAACAAAACCGUUUUAUUUUUAAAUUGUAAAUGCUCAUCAGUGAGGGUUUAAUGAACAGUAGGAAAAGAUCAGUUGCCAAUUAUGUGUGAAUGGCUGUUUUAAUUUUGAUUUUUUUUUCAAUGUGUACAUAAUGCCAGGGGAGGAGAUUGCCCUGGCAUUGUGGCUUUUGGGGCCAAUGACACCUUUUGCUGUAGGACUCAGCCUCUGAGGAAGAUUUGGUGCUGCACAUCAGACACACUCAGGUGCGUUUGGCAAGGGAAGACUUUGACGCAAGGAUGUGAGCUGUGUGCUUCAGGGAUUGGAUGAACCUGCCCUCCAAGCCCACCAGAGAAUUAUGAGUGUUGUUUGUCUGAUGUAUCCAGCAGCUUUACUCAGCCUCCAGGGAGAGCACUUGAGUUAGGCUGCUUUCCCUUCCCAAUUAUGGAACAGAUAAUAGUUCUGUAUUUACAGGGCAAAAAGAUUCCAAAUAAACCAUUGAAUCCACAGGUA
Molecule: messenger RNA, 2071 nt
Organism: Lonchura striata (white-rumped munia)
Lineage: Eukaryota; Metazoa; Chordata; Aves; Passeriformes; Estrildidae
Source: RefSeq, a predicted model, not a curated record